Molecule: messenger RNA, 1249 nt
Organism: Carassius auratus (goldfish)
Lineage: Eukaryota; Metazoa; Chordata; Actinopteri; Cypriniformes; Cyprinidae
Product: fibrillin-1-like
Exons: 9
Coding region: 215-1234 (339 amino acids)
Molecular function (GO): calcium ion binding
Source: RefSeq, a predicted model, not a curated record
GUUUUGGAUGAGAUUUGAGAGGCGCAGCGGAAUGAGCGCUGAUACAGUAACGCAUCCGCUGCGCUUUGGGUUGCACCUCUGAGCCGCCUUAAGCUCUUUUUCUCAUUCUGACAACUUUUACCAGGCACUUUAGAGUCUGCGUCAGUGCACACUUACUGGAGGAGACCUCUUCUUCAUCUUCUUCAUCAUCUGCUGGAGCGGGAGCGCGCGCAGAAUGAGGCGGCUGCUCGUGCUCGUGUCGCUGUGUGUAUCGGCGCAGACGCUGGGCGCAGGCGCAGACGCAGACGCAGACGCAGACGCAGACAGAGCCGUGGAGCAGCCGAGAGCGAGCCGAGCGAAGCGACGCGGCGGACAGGACGUGCUGAAGGGGCCGAAUGUGUGUGGAUCCCGUCAUCAUGCGUACUGCUGUCCCGGAUGGAAGACCUUGACCGGAGGAAACCAGUGCAUCGUCCCUAUUUGUCGGAGCCCCUGCGGAGACGGCUUCUGCUCCAGACCUAACAUGUGCACCUGUCCGAGCGGUCAGAUCGCUCCCACCUGCGGAUCCAAGUCAGUCCAGAACUGUAACAUCCGCUGCAUGAACGGUGGGACGUGUGCGGAGGACCAGUGUCUGUGUCAGAAGGGAUUCAGUGGAGCUCACUGCGGCCAGCCUGUGUGUGAGUCGGGCUGUCUGAACGGAGGCCGGUGUGUCGCUCCGAACCGCUGUCUGUGUAACUACGGCUUCACUGGAGCUCAGUGUGAGAGAGAUUACAGGACGGGGCCGUGUUUCGCGUCGGUCAGUAACCAGAUGUGUCAGGGUCAGCUGACGGGAAUCGUCUGCACUAAGACGCUGUGCUGUGCGACGGUGGGACGGGCCUGGGGUCAUCCGUGUGAGCAGUGUCCAGCACAACCUCAUCCCUGCCGCCGCGGCUUCAUUCCCAACCACCGCUCCGGGGCCUGCCAGGAUGUGGACGAGUGCCAGGCCAUUCCUGGACUCUGUCAGGGGGGAAACUGUGUGAAUACCGUGGGCUCAUUUGAGUGCAAAUGCCCUGCUGGACACAAGUUCAACGAAAUCACACAGAAAUGUGAAGACGUUGACGAGUGCUCUAAUGUCCCGGGUCUGUGCGGUGGAGGUCAGUGCUCUAACACCAUCGGCAGCUUCUUCUGCAGGUGUCCAGUGGGCUUCGACACGGCGCUGGACGGCUCGCGCUGCAUCGGUGAGUCUGACCUGCUCUCACUGUCACACCUGAUUUAUUAAAUCACUGUGAUCAGC